AUGAAGAGGAAGAUUCGAGAGCACGAGUUGGAGCUGGUGCGGCAAGCGUUGGGAGAUCAGGAGCAAUUGCCCAAGGAGCAGGUGACACAUCUCUUCCGCGACCUGGGCUACGUCCUGUGGGACGCGCAGGCCAUCGCCGAGGCCGCGCAGGAGGCGCAGAUCCAGGAAGAUCAGCUGGAUCUCAGCAAUUUAUGGCGCCUCUUGCUCAUGUAUCGACAACGUGAAGGCAUGCGUAACAGCGAGCUGGAGUCUAUUGAUGCCGCGUUUCGAGAAGAAGACCUGGAGGGCACAGGCGAGCUGACUGCUCUCGAAGUGCCUACGGCCAUCCGUUCGCUGGGUUAUCAGGUGAGUUUCGAGGCAAUGCAAAGCGUUUUGCGACAGGUAGACGUGAACGAUUCGGGUGGCGUGGAUAAGAUGCAGUUCCGCAAGGUGGUGCGGAUGCUGCAGGAGUGCGACGCGCAGCUCUUCCUCCAAGCCUUCGACGAUGAAGAUCUGGCUCGGUUGCAGGCGAUCACGUUUCCCAGCGCCAUCCAAGCCUUCUGCACUACUGGCCUCCAGUCCCAAAGUUUGGACCUGCCGGAGUUCAACGAUGAUGGCAUGCUGGUGCGUCGCGACGACUUCGUGAGGUCCUGUGCGGCGCACGCGCAUCAGGUGCGUGAAGCCAUCAAGCGAAAUGGUGGAUGGACAGAUCCCGAAGUGAAUUACUUGAAGCUCUUCUUCCGAAAGUAUGAUCUGGACAGGAACGGACGGACACCUGGCAUCAUUUGCUGCUGAAAGAAGGUGGUGG
This is a messenger RNA of Cladocopium goreaui, 787 nucleotides long. The record is from the annotation of a GenBank genome assembly. NCBI's taxonomy places the organism in Eukaryota, Dinophyceae, Suessiales, Symbiodiniaceae.